Drosophila erecta is the source of this 2553-nucleotide messenger RNA. It is a transcript of the gene tx, whose product is annotated as helix-loop-helix protein delilah. The transcript is spliced from 2 exons. The coding region runs from base 1090 to 2250 and encodes 386 amino acids. Lineage: Eukaryota; Metazoa; Arthropoda; Insecta; Diptera; Drosophilidae. The record is from RefSeq and is a predicted model, not a curated record. Gene Ontology annotation, molecular function: protein dimerization activity.
ACUGGUUUCUCUUCAAUGACUUUGUGCUGUGUUGUGUUGUGUUGUGUUGCGCUGGGAUGUUUUGUGUUGGCGUUGGCGAGCGCCAGUGGGUUUCUCGGUUUAUUGGUCGACGCUCAGAAAACGAGACUUUGCUGCCUUUUAAUGCGGCAUUUCAUUCAUUGAUCGUUCCAAUAGCGCGCCGCACGCUCAGCGCAGCGGACAAGUGAGCCAAAAGUCCGACUUCGACUGCCAUCGCCGCCCACCUGAGUCGUCGCUAGCCUGGCUAACGGAGUCAAAGCCAACUGGGGAGUAGUCAGCUGAUUUAGCUGCCACCGCAUCCCAGGCCAGGCCAAGCCACACCGACCAUCCCAGCGAUCCGCGAGAUAUAUCUUUUCAGUGCACAGCCGACAAGCGCAGCAGGCGGACGCAGCGCAGCCAUUUCUCCGUGUAUUUUCGUAUGCCAACUCGGGAUAUUGGAUACAGAUACAGAUUCCGAGAUACAGAUACAGAACGCGAGCGACGCGCACUCAUAGAUAUUUUUAGCAACCGGCCUCACGCACACUGCCGCACAUAUUAGUACCGCCGCACUGACACACGCGGCUUGCACGUUUUCACGGAAAAUCCAUUCUUCGAGGCUUUUCCAGCACACAAGAUAAACACACAACACGAGAAUGCGCGAAAACCGUACAAAAGUUCUUAUCAAUAGUUAAUCCGCCGCAACCGCAACCGCAACCACAACCAUCGCAAAAUCAAUUCAAGCCAAAACAAGUUCUGGAGUUUUUGAGGAAAUAAGAACUGAAAACAAACCUUUUUUGUUGUGUUAAAAUGCCAAAUUUAUGCAUGAGCUAAUAACUUAAAAUCCGAAAAGAAUGAAAAAAGCGCAAGCAAAACAAAAUUAUAAAAAGAUCGCAUAUCAAAAUUAGUUGGGUGACUAAUUAGAAAACGCGUUGUCGGAAUUUCAAUUUGCAUACUUUUGCGCAACUUUAAUGAACCAAAAAUUAAAAUAAAAACAUCAACAAAUCUUAAUCAGAGUGCACAACUGAAUUCAAAUCAUCCUGAAACCAGCCAACCCCGCCAGCUACACAUUGUUGGAUUUAUGAAAUCAAAAAGAUGAAGUCCAAUACGUACGAGCUGCACAACUACGCCGAUCUGAAUGACAUGGCCUCCGCGACGGACUCCAAGGAUUCGCGGAAGAGGAAGACGGCCAGUGCCCGUGGCGAGAAGUAUUCGCUGCGACAGAAGCGACAGAAGAGGGCUUCCAACGAGGAUGGGGAAGCCGCCAGCCUGCCAGACUUUCAACUAGAACUGGAUCCCAUCGCGGAGCCGGCUAGCAAAUCGAGGAAAAAUGCACCCACCAAGUCCAAGACGAAAGCACCGCCAUUGAGCAAAUACCGGCGAAAAACCGCGAAUGCCAGGGAGCGCACUAGAAUGCGUGAGAUCAACACGGCAUUCGAGACCUUGCGGCAUUGUGUUCCCGAGGCGAUAAAGGGCGAGGAUGCGGCCAAUACCAACGAGAAGUUGACCAAGAUAACCACGCUGAGACUGGCCAUGAAGUACAUCACCAUGCUGAGCGAUUCGAUGCGGGAUCCCAGCUAUGAGAGCGAAUUCAUAGGGGAGUGUCUGGAGGAGAGUGCCAAUCGGGAGGCGAGAGUGGACUUGGAUGCGAGCGAGGAAGCCGAGGUGGAAGUGGAGCUGCCCGUUCCAGUUGCAAAGAAGCCGGCCAAGACCAAGGGAAGUGGUAAGAAGAGCACCGCCGCCAGCAAGAGACAGAGCCAAAAGCAGGCCAAGCUGGUGCCCCAGAUGCCACCAACAAGUUCCGGUGAGUCGUGCUACGCCACCUCCUCGAUUGGAUCGCCUGCCUCCUCCGCCUACGCAUCGCUCUCCUCGUCAUCGAAUAGCCACAGCAGCAGUAGCAGUCCGGGACUGGAGCUGGACACUCUGGCGGGACUGAACGGACUUACCGCCCUGGACUCCCUGCUCCUGGAUGCCUCCGACGGGGAUUCCCUGUCCUGUCUGAGUCCCGGCUAUGGAAGUCUGCUCACUGGCAGCGGGGAAUCCCUGUUGCCCGGCUGCCGGGGCGAUCUGCCCAUGUCGGGUCUGGAGAAGUCGGAUGUGGAACUCAGUCUGCGAUUACUCGACCAGAGUUCCAAGGAUUCCUUCGACUUUGCCAGCGACCAGCAACCAUCGGCCUGCAUUAGUUCGUUCUCCGCGCUGGAUGGUUAUCCUUUCGACCUGCUGCACAGCGAUUUUCCGGAUAUGUUUUUCGCGUGACGCGUAUUUCUUAGCAACCCUAACACUCUAUUUGUAAGCCUAACCCUCGUCUUAAGUUAGAGUGCGAGUUUUAACCCGACUUUCACUAUUAGCCAUUACAUGCGAUGCGCCAUUCAGGCGGAAUUCAUUGUGUCAUAGCCAGCAGCUCACAGGAUAUAUCCACGUCCUGCGAAGGUAAAAGCUGCUCACCGCCACAUCCACAGAUAACUCAACUCAACUCAAAUAGUGAUCUAAGCAUUUCUUUGUGACGCAUUUCUCGUUAUCCUGUAAAUAAAGCACCCAGUGUUGAUUCAAGACGCCUAA